AUGGAUGAUGAAGGAUUUAAUGAAACAACAAAUGCCGACUAUAUCUCAUCAUAUACCACACCUAGAUACAUUGCAUCAUCAGAUAUAGAUUCUACAUCUGCAGAUAAAGACACAGUCAGGACUAUAAGUAAAGCGACCACAUCUGAAUAUUCUAAAGAUAAAUUAACACAAUCUUCAUUGACGCAAAUUUCUACGACAACCGGAUAUGAGGGCGCAUUAAGAACAAACGCAAAUGGAGACAACGACCAAACGGCAAGUACUAAAGGUGACACAUUAGAUUCCGGAAAUACCACAACAUCAACCACACGUAGUACUAUAUUAAAUGACGAAACGACCAGUACAAAUGGCUACACAUCUGCAACAUUCAAAGUCAUAACAUCAACCGCAUAUACAACCAGAUCGAAAAAUGAAACGACAGGAACUAACGAUUACAUACCUGCAUCUAAGUUUACCACUCUACCAACCACUUAUCAUUCUCGAUUCAGUGGAGUAACGACAAGUACCAAUGAUAAUCCAGAUGCAUCUGAAAGUACCGCAUCAACAACUACAUACACAUCCAAAUCGAAUUAUGCUUCGACAGGUACAAACGAUUACGUGUCUGUAUCUGGGUUUACCACCUUACCAACCACUUAUCAUUCUCAAUUCAGUGGCGAAACGACAAAAGCCAAUGAUUAUACUUUUGGACCUGAAAGUACCGUAACACCAACUACAUACACAUCCAAAUCGAAUUAUGAAUCGACAAGUACAAACAAUUACGUAUCUAAAUCCGAGUUUAUCACUACACAAACCACUUAUCACUCUCGAUUCAGUGGCGAAACGACAAGAACCAAUAAUUAUACUUCUGCACCUGAAAGAACCGUAACACUAACUACACAUACAUCCAGAUCGAAUUAUGCUUCGACAGGUACUGAAUCUGGGUUUACCACUAAACCAACCACUUAUGAUUCUCAAUUCAGUGGCGAAACGACAAAAAACAAUGAUUAUACUUAUGGACCUAAAAGUACCGUAACACCGACUACACAUACGUCCAGAUCGAAUUAUGCAUCGACAGGUACAAACUAUUACGUAUCUGAAUCUGAGUUUACCACUAAACCAACCACUUAUCAUUCUCGAUUCAGUGGCGAAACGACAAAAACCAAUGAUUAUACUUACGGACCUGAAAGUACUGUAACACCAACUACACUUACAUCGAGAUCGAAUUAUGCAUCGACAGGUACAAACUAUUACGUAUCUGAAUCAGAGUUUACCACUAAACCAACCACUUAUCACUCUCGAUUCAGUGGCGAAACGACAAAAACCAAUGAUUAUACUUAUGCACCUGAAAGUACGGUAACACCAACUACACAUACAUCCAGAUCGAAUUAUGCAUCGACAGGUACAAACGAUUACGUAUCUGAAUCAGAGUUUACCACUAAACCAACCACUUAUCAUUCUCGAUUCAGUGGCGAAACGACAAAAACCAAUGAUUAUACUUACGGACCUGAAAGUACCGUAACACCAACUACACAUACAUCCAGAUCGAAUUAUGCAUCGACAGGUACAAACGAUUACGUAACUGAAUCUGAGUUUACCACUAAACCAACCACAUUUCCUUCUCGAUUCAGUGGCGAAACGACAAAAACCAAUGAUUAUACUUACGGGCCUGAAAGUAUUGUAACACCAACUACACAUACAUCAAGAUCGAAUUAUGCAUCGACAAGUACCAACGAUUACGUAUCUGGAUCUGCGUUUACCACUAAACCAACCACUUAUCAUUCUCGAUUCAGUGGCGAAACGACAAAAACCAAUGAUUAUACUUAUGGACCUGAAAGUACCGUAACACCAACUAUAUACACAUCUAGAUCGAAUUAUGAAGCGCCAGGUACUAAUGGUUACAAACCUUCAUCUGAGCAUACCACUUUACCAACUUACCCUGGAGAAAUGACAAGUACCAAUGAUUAUACAUAUGCACCUGAAAAUACCGCAACACCAGCUACACAUACAUCCAGAUCGAAUUAUGAAACGGCAGGUACAACCGAUAACAUAUUUACACCAGGGUAUACCACUACACCAAGCACUAAGCUUUCUACAUUCAGUAGUGAAAUGACAAAUACAUAUGAUUAUACAUAUGCACCGGAAAGUACCACCACACCAACUACAUACACAUAUAGAUCGGAUUAUGAAAUGACAGGUACUAACAAUAACGUAUCUGCGUCUGAGUUUACCACUACACCAACCACUUAUACUUCCAGAUCUAAUAGUGAAACGACAAGUAUCAAUAAUUACUCAUAUCGACUUUCCAGCAAAUCACCGUUAUUUUCAACCGGAUUAAACUAUGAAACUAAAGGAACAAAAGAUUACAUACCGGACUCUUAUACUUCCGCAACAACCACAUUCGGUUCCAUAUCAGAUGAUAUAACGACAAAUUUCAAUGCUCUAUCAAAUGAUGAAAGGACCAGUUCUAAAGAUAACACACAUGUACCUAAAAGAACUGUAACAUCAACCACAUAUGCUACCAGAUCAAAUGAAGAAAUUGAAAGGACUAAAGAUUAUAUAUCUAUAUCAGACAAUACCACCACAUCAACCACAUCUGCUAUCGGAUCAAAUAAUAUUACCUCAAGUACUAGCGAAAUUGUGAAUGCAUCUGAAAGUACUUCAACAUCAGCAGUAAAUAAUACCACAUCAAAUGCUGAAUUGGCAACUAUAAAUCCAUUAAUCACAAAUAUAACAAAAUCAGUUAAUGACAUGACAAGUAUAAAUUAUUACACAUAUACAUCUAUGAACACCACCACAACAAGGACCUAUGCUUCCGGAUCAAAUAACGAAGCUUCAAGUACUGCAGAUUACAAAUAUACAUCUGAAAGUUCCUCCAAACAAACAGCAGAUGCUACCAAACCAGAUGAUGAAACGACAAAUUCCAACGCAUUAAUCACAAAUACAAUACAAUCAAAUGAUGAAACGUCAAGAACUAAAGAUUACACAUACGCAUCUGGAAGUAAUGAUUAUAAAUAUUCACCAGAAACUAACGUCACACAAACUACAAUUGAUCCCACAUUGGAAAAUGAAACAUUUAGUACUAAAGAUAAUAAAUAUGCAUCUGAAACUUCCGCCACAUCAACAGCAUAUGCUUCGAGUUCAAAUGAUCAAACUUCAACUUUCUACACAUUAGAUACAACAAAAUCACAAGAUGAACCAUCAACAACUGAAAAUUACAUACGUACAUCUGAAAGAUCCAUUGCACAAACAACAUAUGCUACCAGAUCCGAUUAUGAAACGGCAAAUUUUAACGCAUCAAGUACAGGUGCCAAAGGAUUAACGAGUACUAGGACUUAUACAUCUUUAUCUGCAAAAACCAUCACGUCAAACAACUAUUCAAUCAAACCAAAGAAUGAAACGUCAAGUACUAAAGAUUACACAAAAUAUGAAUCUGAAAGUACCGCCGCAUCAACCAAAUAUGUUGCCGGAUUAGAUAAUAUAACCGCAGGUACUAAAGAUUACACGUAUUAUACAACGGCUUCCAUAUAUGCCACUAGACCGACUGAUAAAAUGGCCAGUGCGUCAAAAGCGUAUCCAUCUGCAUCUGAGAUAUCUUCCUCAUCAACCAAAUUUGCAAUCACAUCAAAUGACAGAACGACAGAGACGGAAGUACAUACUUCCUCGUCUAAGUAUAAGACCACAUCAAAGGCACAUGCUACUGAAUCAGAUGACGAAGUAAUAGCUAUAAAAGAUAACACAUCCGUAUCUGCGUAUAUGACUGCAUCGACAAUAUUUGUCACCAGCAGUCCGAAUCGUGAAACAUCAGCACCAACAGUUAUUGUAGAGGAUACAGGCGAGCAUCAUUCCCAUUGCACAAGAGACAUUGACAGCAGACGUACACAGUGGAAUGUCACAAAAGUUGGAAGCGUAGUUUCAAUUCCGUGUUUCCAAAGGAAUCCAGAAUUAUCUGGGAACAUAUUCCGAAAGUGCACUUCUGCAGGAACAUGGAUGAUGCCUAAGUAUGACUGCGUGCGUAAGGAUAUAAAAGAUAUACAAAACAUGGUCAGUUCAAUCAAAGACAGCAUAUCAAACACAGUAAUAGACAAUGUUCUUGGAAAUCUGUCUACCUUAACAUCACAAAGAACACAGAAUGAGGAUGGAGUCUAUAGUGGGGAGAUUGAAGUCAUCGCUGCAACUCUUGAAGAUAUCGCAAAUUUAGAAAAUUUAACGGUCACAGACGAUCAAGCUAUGGCAUUUCUGAAGACUGCAAGUAACCUUCUAGAUUCAGAUAAUACAGAAGCAUGGCAAGCGAUCGAUCAAAAUUCUUCACAAAAUAAGGAUGUCUCCGCAGCAGCAAAGCUUCUCGAUACAAUCAGUGUGUUCGUAGAUGUUAUUGCACAAUCAUUGGAUGAGUCUCAGACGAAUAAAACAAUAGCUGUAUCAAAUUUAUUGUUGCACGUUCGAAAAAUCAAUGAUUCUGCUGAAAUUGUUUUCCCUGAAGGAGGCGAAUAUAAAGAAUUUGCAAGAGGAUCAACUUUAAACUUAUCUCGGGAUUCACUGACAGGUUCGACGUUAUUUUCUGCGGUGCUUUAUAGAAAUCUCUCUGGUAUUAUGUCUACCAUGACAACGUUUAGCAGUAACGCUGUUCUUGGUUCUGCAGUGACGUCAGCAAAAUUGAACAACUGGAAAAGUAACAAUAACUUUAAAAUCAGAAUUGCAUUUGAGCAUAAGCAGGUAAACAAUUUGUCGGCAGUUUGCAGUUUUCGCAAAGAAAAAAGUUCAUUAUGGGAGAAAGAUGGUUGUUUUCUGAAGUCAUGGAACAUCACAACGGCAUUAUGUGAAUGCAAUCACCUUACAAACUUUGCUAUUUUAAUGAGUCCAUGGACAAAGGAAAAUAUAGACUCGACAGCAAUAAAUGUUGUAUCUAUAGUCGGAUGCUCGGUGUCGACGCUAUGCUUGUUGCUCACAAUGAUCACACAUCUCAUGCUCUGGAGGUAUCUGAAGUCAGAUCGAGUGAAAAUACUUAUGAAUCUGUGCUUUGCUUUGGUGAUUUCAUAUGUCAUUUUUCUUAGUGGCGUUGACAGAACGGAAAGCGAAAAUGGCUGUACAGCAGUAGCGGCAUUACUACACUACAUUUACUUAGUCGUAUUUUUCUUGAUGUUGGCAGAAGGUAUAGAGAUUUUCUUUGCGCUGAUUUACGUGUUUGCAUCAAAGUCAAGGCUAAAGUGGAUUCUGCCAGCAGCUUGGCUACUUCCAGCAGUGAUUGUAGGUAUUUCCCUUGCAGCAACAAAGAGAAAGGGAUAUGGAAACAAUCAAUUUUGUUGGCUUUCAUUUGAUAAUGGUCUAAUUUGGGCUUUUGUGGGUCCUGCGUUGUGCAUAAUUCUGAUUAAUUCUGUUCUGCUUGGUUUCGUAAUGAGAGCAGUAUUCCGUUCAAAGAAGGUACUUCAUAAGGACAAGAAGGAGAAAGUCUUAACUGGAUUUCGAUGUCUUUGUGUUUUACUUCCUCUAGUUGGAUGCACAUGGGUCAUUGGGAUAUUCUAUGUUAAUAAGUCUAUGUCAUGGAUACAGUACAUCUUCGCGGUCUGUAAUGGAUUCCAGGGACUGGUUAUAUUCAUAUUUCAAUGUGCAUUGAACAAACAGAUACCAAAGGCUUACAAAGCUGCUACUACUAGAAGGAAGUCCGAAACAUUGUCUCUUUCUGUAGCAACACCAACACCAACAUCAAAACUGCGUAUUAUCCCGAAGUCGAUAGCCCGUUAUUUGUCAUCGGCACAGUAUUCAGUCGGUUGGAGCAAUAAAACAAAAGUUUCAGAGCAAGGUAUAUAUAGCAGUGCACAUCUUCAAGAUGAUGAUAUAGACAACAACUGCCUUUUCAAUUCAACACGACUCCAAUUCAGUGAAUACUUCUCCGAAGAGGGAUUGUGUACGCAUCUGUGAAAUGUAAAGUGAUUCAUUUAUGAACACCGACAAAUAGAAAACAAAUAUAAAUCGGCAGUAUAAAUCUGUUUAUACUGAACUACAUAACUUCCGAAUAUGGAAAAUUAAGGGAGGGGGCUAAUCAUAGUCAUUUCAAUAUCAAUUGGUGUUUUAGAAUUGCCUCCCUUUUUCUUUAUUGAUAUACAUAGAACACUUUGCAUGGCUGACUUUGAGCAGAGUCAGAGGGGUAUACCAUUAUGAUAGAUACU
Molecule: messenger RNA, 6140 nt
Organism: Mercenaria mercenaria
Lineage: Eukaryota; Metazoa; Mollusca; Bivalvia; Venerida; Veneridae
Product: mucin-5AC-like
Exons: 24
Coding region: 1-5892 (1963 amino acids)
Biological process (GO): cell surface receptor signaling pathway; adenylate cyclase-activating G protein-coupled receptor signaling pathway
Cellular component (GO): membrane
Molecular function (GO): G protein-coupled receptor activity
Source: RefSeq, a predicted model, not a curated record